GUUAAGAGAUUUGAUUCGCUGUCGGAGCAUGUGGCACCGAGACACUGAGGAGGCGGUCUGCCAUGAAGAUAGAUAGACAUCAGUUUAAUAUCGCCGACCUGCUUCAUACCGGAAAAACUUACAAUGAGUCCAAAGAAUCAAGCAGUCAAUGGCAAGGCUUCCCAUAACACCGAGAGGGAAUUUGGAGGAACCUUAGGUGCCGUUUGCAUUCCCAUCUUUCUGCCCUUAACGGUGCUUUUCUUGGUCUGCGUGAGUCGAUCUCCUGAGGCAGCUGUACUCCAGUGGCCUCCGCCUCUCCCCACUAUUGACCAGCUCUGGGACCCCCUGGCGGCUCUCACCAUGCUGAGCUGGAUAUCUUUGCAUGCUGUCCUCUAUUUGUUGCCAUUUGGAAAGGUCUCUGAGGGAUUAGUGCUGCGGGAUGGAGCACGCCUCAAGUACCCAAUAAACGGUUUCCACAGCCUGUGCAUCAGUGGUGUGCUGCUGAUUUUGCUUCUGAUGCUCAAGGCUCCUAUGGGGCGUUUGUACGAGCUGACGUUGCCUCUGGCUGCGUGUGCAAUAGGAGUCUCCUUCAUGCUCUCCGUCUACCUGUACUUUCGUUCCUUUUUGGCUCCUCCUCAUGCUCUGGCAUUAGGGGGCACCACAGGAAAUCCCCUCUAUGACUUCUUUAUUGGACGGGAGCUCAACCCACGUAUUGGUCAUUUUGACCUGAAGUUUUUCUGUGAGCUCAGACCAGGACUGAUUGGCUGGGUGGUCAUAAACCUCGGCAUGCUGAUGAAAGAAGUGGAACUUCAGGGUUCCCCCUCGCUUGCCAUGAUUCUCGUCAAUAGUUUUCAGCUGCUGUAUGUGGCUGACGCUCUGUGGAAUGAGGAAGCUGUUCUGACUACGAUGGACAUUGUGCAUGACGGUUUCGGCUUCAUGCUGGUCUUUGGUGACCUGGCCUGGGUACCCUUCACAUACGGCUUGCAGGCGGCCUUUUUGGUCCUACAUCCUCAGGUUUUAAGUCCCCUAGGAGCAGCAGCAAUAAUAACGCUGAAUGGUAUUGGAUAUUAUAUAUUCAGGAAAUCCAACUCACAGAAGAAUCAGUUUAGAAGAAAUCCUGCACAUCCAAGUGUUGCGAGGCUGGAGACCAUCGCCACAGCAACCGGGAAGCGUUUGCUGGUGUCUGGCUGGUGGGGGCUUGUUCGCCAUCCUAAUUACUUGGGUGAUCUCCUCAUGGCCUUGGCAUGGUCUCUGCCUUGUGGUUUCUCACAUCUUCUGCCUUACUUCUACAUGAUAUAUUUCACCGUCUUGCUGAUCCACCGCGAGGCCCGUGACGAGAGACAUUGUCGAGCCAAAUAUGGACUUGCAUGGGAGACAUACUGUCGACAUGUCCCCUACAGGAUCCUCCCUUAUAUUUACUAAAAGGUAAAGAAGCCUGCAAGGGGACAGAACUGUCCAAUGGGGACUUUGUAAGUUUUUCAGUUCACAUUCACACCUUUACAGAAAAUUGCUGUCCAGUCACAGUAGGAUUUUCUAUCCAGACAUAACUGAUUCUUUUGUCAUCUUUGUUAUUUUGAAGGCCAAAAAGAUAGAAAUAUUAACUGCUUUUGAAAUGCUCCUUGCUUUUAAUAGACAAUAUAAGAACUCUCAAAUUAUUUUUUUAAAAAUCAGAUUAAUCACACUAUUUUAAUUUGGAUAAUUAUGAUUAAUCACAGGUUAUUACUCACUUGCAUUAUUUCAAUUAACCUAAAAGAAAUAAAACAUGAUUUUAAAAAAGCAAUAAUGAUAAAAUAAAAAAAACAUUUUUUUCAUUGAACAAACAAAAAUAAAUAAAUAAAUACAAUUACAAAAAAAAAAAUAUGGACACAAAUGCAUUUUUAUUGUCAGAAUGUCAUCCAGGAACAUUUUCAAAAAUGUUUUACUUGAAUACAUGUCAUUUAUUUGCUAAAAACUUUGUAACUGUUUUAUCUGAAGUCCACUCAGGGUUUAUUUUGAAGUAAAAUUUGCCAUUGAGCACACAAUUAGUCCGAGUCUCCUCACUCAUCUUUGCAUGUGUGCAUUGACCUGUACAACAACCUUUCAGGUAAAAUCUGCGGUUAAGGUAAAGGAGCGCGUUCAGUAAAAAUGAAUUGCGGGAUCAAUCUGCAUAUACACGUGAUUAAUGUGAUAAUUGUUUUGUGAUUAAUCACAUGAGUUAUAGUGUAAUUUUUGACAGCCCUAGAAAACAUGUCUAGUUUUGAUGCAACUGUUUCUUUUGCAACAUCCAUGCUAAUCUCAUUGUAUCACUUAGGUCAGGUUUAAAACAUUUUUUUGACUGACCAUUUUGAGACCAAUUUGAUGUUGUAUUCAAUUUUACUACAGUCCUGUAUAAAUAUUUGUACAUUUUGAGUACCUCGAAGAUAGGAAAACAUAAUAUGAGUAAAGCCUAUUUAUCAUUUGAUAGCGGCAGUCCUUAUGUUGUUGAAAAUUAUUAUCUUUGUAAGGUACUUGACUCAAAAUAACCCCUAAAAAAAUAAAAGUUCAUGUUUAAUUUGUUAACCGUGACCGGACAUUUGUUUGAUUUACAGCCGUGUUUUAUUCACUGACAUUUGCAUUGGAUUGAAGAAAAAGAAAAAAUGCAUUUGAUUUCCCCUUGCUGAGUGCAAACCACAUUGUUCUUGAACUGUAAACAUUAUUUCUGUCACAUGCAACAAGUUGUGCAUAUAGAGGUGAGAGUGUACCCUGUUGAUGGACACUCUCAUUUGUCACCUUCAUGCACCCACUUAAGUACUCAUUGCCUCUGGCUUCGCCCACGCCGCACUCAAGCUAUUUUGUGCUGUUUUUCAUAUGCAGUGUGCUAAUGACAAACGGGCUGGGAUGCCAUGCCUACGUUGUGUCUGUAAAAUAACUUGAAAGAUACAUUAGCGUCAUACAUGGGCAUGUGCAGAUAAGGACACACAUGCAGAAUAUAUUAUUCUGAUCUUUUUGGACAGCCUAUUGUGGCAUUAUGAUUAUACUGUUAAUCAUAACGGGAGUGGAAUUUAUACUGUUGUAUUAUUAGGAUGUGGAAAAGAAGCACAAAUCAUUUUAAUUACAGUCAGUAUAAUGUGUGGGUUAUAGUGUAACGUAAGUAAAAAACAAGAAUCUGAACUAUGAGCAAAAGUAUCAUAUUGUAUUUCAUCCAGUGCUCUACUGCAAUGUCAAUAUGGCCGCCAAACAAGUAUUUUUUCCCCUUUUAUCAGAUGUAUUAAUUAUGUACAUUUAUAUUUAAUUACCAUUUUAGCUGUCAAAUGGGAUAUAUUGGUCAAGUUAACACUUAUGAUAUAAUGAAGAGUGCACCCUUGUGCUUUCACAUCUGCACAAGUAAAAAAAUUAUAAUAAUAAUAUGCAACAACCUACACUGUCUUGUGUAAUAAUGAAUUAGCUAUUCAGUCUGUGUGCACUGAUGUGUAUGCCAAUCUUACCGUUUCCAGCCCUGCAGUUGUAGCCAGUUUCCAUGGCAACGUGUCUGUGAGAGCGCAGACGUGGGAAGAGAGGGGAAAGGAGUUGAGACAAUUAUGGCGGCACGGAGGGCGAAGAAAAAGGAAGAGCCCAGGCUGAUGAGUGUGAAGCAGUGCGAGUAGUGGGAGAAAAAAAAUGCAUUAUGUUUGUUUGUGUAUCCGGGGAUGAACCUACGUUAGUAUAUUAUACAUAAAAACAUGUUUCUCAUUGCAACGUGCAUGCCUGUGCAAGCACAGAUGUUCAGUCCUCUGAGCAUGUAUGUAAUGUGUAAAGAAAUGCUGCAAGGCAUUUGACAUUGUAGAUGAACAAGAUUUUUUUCCGUUUUGAGUGAGAGCCUCUGAGUGAGUCAACAGGAAUGUCGAUUCCAAUUGUGUUUCCAUGGUGACAGUGGAGAAUGAUAUGUCGUUUUUCACAAAGAGAAAAAAUAUCGCCUGGGUGCCUUGUUGCUGCUUUGUUACCUGUGUAAUCACUGAGUCGUUGAUUUUCUGGCCUGCACUUCAGAUUGGACAAAACGUAAUGCAGGAAUUGUCGGAAAAAAUAUUUUGUUUUAGUAGUAUAGAAAUUAAAGAACAACUAAACAUGUGAGACUUGCUCAGAUUAGUUUUUUUGAUGUGAAAGACAACAGGUGUUAGGCACAUUUUGACCUUAACCCUGUUCAGGACACUAUUGUAAUACAGUGGAACCUCCAAAGUGAAACCAACUUAAAUUUUACCACAAUUGUCAGGGAAAGCCUGCCUCUAAAGCAGCACAAAACAAGUGUCAAACCAGCAUAGGCAUCGUAAUUUAUGGCACUAAUCUAAUGUGUUUUGCUUUUUCAAUGGCAUUUUUUUUAAUACGACCUCAGAAACAUAGAGGAGAAAUAUGAUGUGCAAUAGACCAUAGAACCUGAAAAGGGCACAUUUGUUUCUUAAAUUCCACUUAUUAACUUUUUAUAUAUGUUUUCUUAACAGCACGGUGGUAGAGUUGUUAGUGCGUCUGCCUCACAAUACGAAGGUCCUGAGUAGUCCUGGGUUCAAUCCCGGGCUCGGGAUCUUUCUGUGUGGAGUUUGCAUGUUCUCCCCGUGACUGCGUGGGUUCCCUUCGGGUACUCCGGCU
Nerophis lumbriciformis (worm pipefish) is the source of this 4554-nucleotide messenger RNA. RefSeq names its product transmembrane 7 superfamily member 2 (gene tm7sf2). Gene Ontology annotation, cellular component: nuclear inner membrane; endoplasmic reticulum membrane. Lineage: Eukaryota; Metazoa; Chordata; Actinopteri; Syngnathiformes; Syngnathidae. The record is from RefSeq and is a predicted model, not a curated record. Gene Ontology annotation, biological process: cholesterol biosynthetic process. Gene Ontology annotation, molecular function: Delta14-sterol reductase activity.